Messenger RNA from Adineta ricciae, 565 nucleotides. The record is from the annotation of a GenBank genome assembly. Lineage: Eukaryota; Metazoa; Rotifera; Eurotatoria; Adinetida; Adinetidae.
AUGAUAGUCAUUAUCAUGGUUCGGUCAAGCUGUUUAUUGUUACUAGUUGCCCUUCUUGCAACUGUCUAUUCGAAAGACUACUUUGUGGAAAAAUUCGAAGACGAAAGUUAUAAAAGUCGAUGGGUCCAAUCAACGGCUAAGCCAGAUUUAGGUGAAUUUAAAUUAAGUCAUGGUAAAUUCUAUGGUGAUGCUAAAAAAGAUCUUGGCCUUCAAACCUCCCAAGAUGCGCGAUUCUACGGUAUUUCAGCUAAAUUUGAUUCAUUCUCCAAUGAAGGCAAAACACUUGUCAUUCAAUUUACUGUCAAACACGAACAAAAAAUUGAUUGUGGUGGUGGCUACGCUAAAAUCUAUCCAGGAGAUGUUGACCAAACAGGUCUUACCGGUGAUUCAGUGUACAACAUUAUGUUCGGACCUGAUAUUUGCGGUUACAGCACCAAGAAAGUCCAUGUUAUUUUCACCUACAAAGGAAAAAAUCUCUUGAUCAAGAAAGAUAUCAAAUGCAAAGAUGACGAACUCACCCAUCUUUACACAUUGAUUCUCAACCCAGACAACACCUAUGAAGUUC